Molecule: messenger RNA, 2961 nt
Organism: Sphaerulina musiva SO2202
Lineage: Eukaryota; Fungi; Ascomycota; Dothideomycetes; Mycosphaerellales; Mycosphaerellaceae
Product: alkaline phosphatase-like protein
Exons: 3
Coding region: 148-2871 (907 amino acids)
Biological process (GO): GPI anchor biosynthetic process
Cellular component (GO): endoplasmic reticulum membrane
Source: RefSeq, a predicted model, not a curated record
CUAACCUUUGCGAGCGGCUUCUUCCCGUAUAAGCCUGUUCUGCCUGGUCUGGCGCAUUUCGAAGAAGAAGGAGGACCUGACGGAGUAGGCGAGGCAGACGAGAAUGGACGGGCACGAGCAGCCGCCGCCUUCGACAAGGUCAUCUUCAUGGUGGUAGAUGCGCUGAGAAGUGACUUUGUCUACGGCCACGACAGCGGCAUGCUGUUCACGCAGAGCCUCAUUCGCUCCGGCGCAGCGAUUCCCUUCACCGCCCAUGCUACGCCGCCCACAGUCACCAUGCCUCGAGUCAAGGCCCUUACGACCGGCUCCGUGCCCUCCUUUCUCGAUCUCAUUCUCAACUUCGCCGAGUCCGACAAAUCGUCCUCGCUCGCCUCGCAGGAUACGUGGCUCGCGCAGAUCAAGGCUGCAGGCGGCAAUCUCGUCUUCUACGGCGAUGAUACAUGGCUCAAGCUGUUCCCGGAUAGCCCAGACCCGGCAGAGCCGCCGUUUUUCAUGCGCAGUGAUGGAACUAGCAGUUUCUUCGUAUCGGAUUUCACAGAAGUGGACCAUAAUGUGACGAGACAUGUGCCCGAAGCGCUGGCGAAAGACGACUGGAACGCCAUGAUUAUGCAUUACCUAGGCCUUGAUCACAUUGGUCACAAAACUGGUCCGCUGGGUCCGAACAUGCUUCCCAAGCAGAAGGAGAUGGAUGGGAUUGUCAUGACGAUCUUUGAAGCGAUGGAGAAGAACGAACACCACAGUAACACGCUCUUGGUUUUGGCUGGGGAUCACGGUAUGAACGCAGGCGGUAACCAUGGUGGGAGUGGACCGGGAGAAACGGAGCCUGCUCUGCUGUUCGCCAGCCCGAAACUCAGAGCCGUCAAGAAAAGGAAGCAGUAUGCCAGUCCUACCGAGCCCAAGGCCGGGACUGAGUUUCAUUACUACACCAAGGUAGAGCAGAGUGACUUCGUUCCCACUCUCGCGGGAUUGAUGGGACUACCAAUCUCGAGAAACAGUCUCGGCGUCAGUAUACCGGAAAUGGCGAUACUCGGAAGUGAGGAGGACAGGUUCUGGCAUUUGAAGAGGAAUGCCGAGCAGAUUCUCGAUAUCGUCAAGGCCACCUAUGGCGAGGAGAGCUGGGAAGAGACUGUGGGCAUUGUGGAGGCUCUGAUGACUACGAGCAAGGCUCUCGAGGACAUGCAGCAGUGGGGAAGGAUGUGUGAAGAGGCAGAGGGGGUGAAGAAGUUGGCGUGUCUGUGGGCUGCCGCUAAGUUGCAACCCACGAUCAAGGCUGGCAUCACGCCAGACCAUCUUCUCCAGGACUCGCAAUCGCGGCUUCUCGCCUUCCUCCUCGCGGCGCAGGAUGAACUCAGCGGGACGGCGUCCUCGUACAACAUUCCGCGCAUGGUGACUGGAAUGGCUUUGACAGCGUUCAUUAUCAUGUUGACCAUUUCAUCCUUUCCACGACUCUGGCCACCAUCUACAGCGGGCUUGUUCUUCACUACCACUUCCCUCCUGUAUGGUAUCAUGAUGUUUGCCUCUUCGUACGUGGAAGAAGAGCAGCAUUUCUGGUACUGGCUCACACCCGCCUGGGUUGUAGCUCUGAGCAUUCAGAACCUGCCUCACUUCGCAUCUUUCGGCAGCAGGGGCCGCCUCACAGCAGCUGUCUUCACGUUACUGGCCGUUCAUCGGUUCAGCGUUCGAUGGAAUCAAACUGGACAGAAACACUCUGGUGCUCCAGAUAUCGUGCACACGGUCUUUCCUGAGAAUCAUGUCCUCAUGUGGCUCUUCAUCCUAGCCACAUAUCUUUACGAAGGCUACCUCCUCGUCACUCGAUCUUUCGCAGGCCUUGUCGCCACAGAAGCCAGCGUUGCUACAGCUGUCGUCUGCGUUCUUUUCGGAGUAGUCUUCAAGCUCAAUUUUACACAAGCCGAUGCGCCGGAGUUAGUUCAAGGACUAGGAAACCAAGUGCGAGAGUGGACUGAAAGCGCAGAUUUGAUUUUGCAAGCACGUUCCGCUUUCUUCGCCCUCACUAUCACCACUUUCGCGGUAGUGACAUUGGCGGUGCUUUCCCAUCGGCAGAGCAUCAAACUAGGUGUCGAAGAAGCUGGCAAAUUACCGAGUCUCGCGGAGAGAUUACACACUUUGCUGAGUCUGUUUCUUAUCAUGCAGACGCGAGCUCCGAAUGUGAUUCUCUUCCUGGGAUGGGAACUGCAGAGAGAGGCUUUGAGCUAUAUCCUUCAGAGCUUACCGUCACCCACCAUCAAAAGUAGGACUUCCACCAUUGCCAUGACGGUUUUACUUUUCAGUCACGUUACAUUCUUCUGUUCGGGCGGGAGCAAUUCCAUCUCGUCCAUCGAUCUGAGUAACGCAUAUAACGGCGUGGCAGAUUACAACAUAUUCGCAGUUGGCAUCCUCCUUUUCGCUUCGAACUGGACAGGUGCGAUUUGGUGGUGCAGUGCUGCGAUUCUAUUACUUUCUGCAGGCGAAGAAAACGCCAAACGUUCCAUUUUCGCUCCCGCUACUGCGAGCUCUUUAUUCGGGUCGAAGAAGAAUGACAGUACCAAAAAGAGCUGGAUUGAUGAAGAAAGGAGACAACUUCAUGAAGCGAGUUUGAGGACCAUGAUGGGUCCCGAGAAGAAGACGAGAAAGGAGGGGGGGGAGAAGGUUGAUGAACAGGUUUGGUCAGAUUAUGUCUGUUACAUGACCUUGUUUGUUUCGACGGCUUUGUUGGCUGUGAUGGCCAGUUGCACGGCUUUGAGGACGCAUUUGUUCAUUUGGACAGUAUUCAGUCCAAAGUAUCUGUAUGCUAUGGCUUGGAGUGUGGGGUGGCAUCUGAUUGUCAAUGUGUGGUUGGGGAGCAUGUUGAACGGGUUCAAGGCCGUGGCGUAGUGGAGGUACGACAGGAAGGCUGGAGCGGGAGAAGUGCAUGUAUGAAUAGGCAAAAGAGUGUGUGAAGACAGAACAUUGUAUACAAUUUGU